AUGUCUGUUGGAGAUAAACUAAAUGAAGCUUUCUGCUGGUUAAAGGAAGAAUUCGAUGGAUUAAUAAAUGAUUUAGAACUUGAUAAAAGUGAAUUAAACGUGAGUGAAAUAUGUACAAAGAUGAACAAUACGAUAAGAAGCAUAAAUGGGACAGAAAAAUUGGAUCUGAAUGGAGAAGAUAAAGAGGGGGGAGGGUAUCACAAAAUAAAAGAACAUAUUGACAGUAACAAAUUGAUAGGAUGGAAUGACUUGAAUUAUUCUGUUUUCCAUUAUAUACGUAUGUACAAUAAAAUUCAUGAAAAGUUGCUUAUCGAAGAUGAUGAGUUUUUUUUUAAUUUUGACGCAGAAAAUUUUUAUGUUAAAAGGAAAUUCACUCCUAGUUUGACGUUCCAUCCAUUGAUAUAUGCAAUUGACGUUGCUUAUUUUAACUUUCUUCUUUAUUUCAUCUCUGGUGGAACAUGUGAUAAAACCGUGGAACCAUAUAUAACUGUUCCAUAUGUCCAGAAUUCUCACAACAGUAUAAAAUAUUCCAAUCGCGAUCGAGCUAGCAGUUUAAGCAGCCUGGAAACUGAUACAACAGAUAUAGUCUAUGUCUAUAGUGAUGAUCAGCAAUACAAACAAAAUUUUCAAAUAAGUGAAGAGGCAUAUGAAGCCUUGAGCAGAGUGUAUACAAAGGUAUCGAGCAUAAAUCGGUACGUUGAUCAAGAGGGAGAAGCGCUCUUCAAUUUUGGAUCCACUCGUGAGGAGAGGCAAGAGGUGGAGAAGCAAGAGGUGGAGAAGCAAGAGGUGGAGAGGCAAGGGGUGGAGAGGCGAGGGGUGAAGAAGAACACAGAUGGGAACCUGAACGAGGCGUACGCCUUCUCCCUGAGACAUAAAGUGUACAUGAUCCACGAAAAGGUGAAUGAAAAAAUUAAAGUUUACAAUGGAGACAUAUCACAAGUGGAUAGUCACGCGAUCGUGCUAUUUGCAAAUCACAAUUAUAAAUAUUCUAAAAAUGUAUGUGAUGAUUUAUAUUCCUCGACGCUGAUGAAGUUGGAAGAAGAAGACCGACUAGAAAUAAAAUCUAAGAAGAGUGGGGAAGUAUAUCUGACAAAUAGCUAUGAUAACAUACAUAAAUAUAUAUUGCAUGUGAUGUUGCCCAAAUAUAAUAGUAAGUAUAUUUUAGCUACUCACAAUACAAUGAAUUUAUGUGUUCAAGAAAUUUUAUACACAUGUUUUGACAAAAAAAUUCAUUCGAUUUCUGUCCCUAUAAUAUCAUUUAAUUUAUUCUUUCCAAUAAAUAUAUUUCUAAUUACAUUUUUAAAGAGCCUACGUUCCCUUCUACUACUACCUCAAUUUUAUAACAACAUCCGAUCAGUUAUUCUUGUUACCAACACCAAUCAUUUAUACAUGUUACUUUUGAAAUAUGUUUCUAUAUUUUUUCCACGAUGUAAUGAGGAAAUGUACCUUUCUGCCAAUAUAGCCAUAUUAGGAAAUAAAUAUGGAUCCAUAGAUGUGCAAAACAGAGGGAUUCGGAUUUUCAAGACUCUGCGUCGUGUGGGACGUGGUGCAAGGGUUGAACGAAAAAGAAAUUCAAACAAAUCCAGAGGUCGCAUGAAGGGCAGACCAAAGAACAAUGUGACGAAUGAUGAACUGGAAAAACAAAUAAAUGACGAUACAAGUACACGUCCUAAUCAUGCAGACAGAACGGACGAGAAAAGUUGCAUUGGUAGAACCACUAAAACCAGGGAUAACAGUUACCAUGAAAAAUCAUUGCGUGGGAGAAAAGGUGAAACUAUGGAAUAUGGAUCGGAUGAAAUGUGCAUACGUCCUGCGAUGUGUGAAUACCCAGUGGAUUUAGUGUCCUCGUCCCUUGAGGAAGCGAGAAAUUUACACGUGCAGAGAUCAUCCCCACCGUCCCCAUCAUCCUCACCGCUGUCAUCGCCAUCAUCAUCGUCAUCAUCAUCUGACAUAUUCAAAGAAGCAGACAGGGAGUUCUUAAACUUAAAAACGGAAAGUGAAAGCCAUAAAAAAUUGUACUGUUUGCGUGAGAUAAAUAAGAAUGAAGAGAACAUGAUGAUGAAUCUGGAAUGGUGCCUCCGCUUGAGUUACAUGUAUGAUAAGAAGAAAAAAUUUAACGAAUUCAAAAAUGGUCUUUUUAUGUAUGAAUAUGGAUCCGAUGAACUAGGCAGAAAUACAGUUGUUAUCAAUUUCUUUAAUUUUCCUGUGAACUAUAAUUAUCACUUGUUAUUUUUUUAUUUAUUAUUUUACUUCAACACAUUUAUGAGGAAUCAUUUUGUUCUUCUAUUCAUAUUUUCUGAAAAUAUUUCCACACAAAUUACAAAUGUUUUGUCGCUUUUCAAGGAUAUUUUCCAAGUCAUUCAAAAAUUUCUCAAAAAUCUGAAAAUUAUAUAUUUCUUCAAUUAUUCUCUAGCCUUCAAGCUCUUCAUUUAUAUCCUCUACCCGUUUAUCCCUUCGAGUAUAUACGAGAAUAUAAUUUACCUGAACGAUGUUACGGAAAUGUCGAAAUAUUUUGACGUCAAAAAAGUCUUGAAGAAAUGA
Plasmodium gonderi is the source of this 2541-nucleotide messenger RNA. RefSeq lists its product as hypothetical. The transcript is spliced from 2 exons. NCBI's taxonomy places the organism in Eukaryota, Apicomplexa, Aconoidasida, Haemosporida, Plasmodiidae. Bases 1 to 2541 code for a protein of 846 amino acids. The record is from RefSeq and is a predicted model, not a curated record.